AUGCCGCCGUUUCCUCUCCCCGUUUCUCACUUCCUCUGUUUUGUUCUGGUUCUGUCUCGGCUGAGCACGUCCUCUGGCCUCCGCACUCUUGCCGAGUGCGUCGGGCCUCUUCGGACUGCCUCAGGCUGCGACCCCGGCGUUCAGCAGCCACGGGCGGCGCCUGUUCCUUCGCUGAGUCGGGCGAGGCCGUUGGGAGGAUGGGGCGUCCCGCGCGCGAACUCUCGCUUCGGUCUCUCCCGCAGUACGCCGUUGCGUUGCGAAGUGAUCUCUGAAGGUCAAGAAGCACAUGCCUGGCGAUCGCAUGCAUGCAGACAGCCAAGCCGAGCGGGGCAACCCAACGAAAGCGACUCACAGAGAGAGCUCUGGAAGGCUGAAGACAGCGAUGACGGCUGGCGGAGAGGCGAGGCGAUGCCCUCUGAGGGGGCGCGAGGGUUAGAUUCCAACGCGAACGGCUUUACGGGAGGCCAGCACAGUGCGUUCCUCUCCAGCCCGCCUACGGGAAGCCUGAAUGCAGUCAGUCUGACCAGCAGUUCGCGGGCAACGUUCUUAUCCACUCAGGUGCUUCGCUCGUCCCCUUCCCGGUUUUCGUCUUCUUGCUCUUUUGGACUGCCACCUUUUCCUGUCAGCCGGGCUGCGACUCCUUUUGCGCCGGGUUUUUUCAGUAUUCCGGUCUAUUCUGCGUCGUCCUGCGCGCACGUCUGCGCCUUACCUCUCUCUUGCUCCUUCGCCCACGCUGCGGGUUCGUCUCUGCACCGCGGAGACUGGCUCACAGCAGGCUCGCCUGCUCACCGGCGCGUGACCUCUGGCGCUCAGUUUGGCGCCUCAGAAGGGCCUGGGCUUCCGCUCCCACAACUGCCUCCUUCGUGUCUCCUGCGUCGUUGCCUCGCGUCAAGUCGAGCGAGCACCGGCGGCGACGCGGAGCACGCGCGCCUGCUGAAGAACUUCCAGCAGGAAUUCGCUCAGCUGCAGAGUCUCUUGCCGUCCUCGCUGCCUCCGCAGCGCCCAGGCACCUCUCCUGGCGCGCCCGCCGAGGGUGGCGCGGUAGGCGCGGCGGAGGCAGCAACGGGCGCGGCGUGCGCGGCGAGCGCGGCGUCGGGGGCCUCUGGGGGUCUGCCGAGUCUCCAGGACCUCGUGGCUCGUGUGCAGCGCGAGGGCGGCGUUCCCAAGCUUGCCCCAAAGGUGCAGAAAGAGCUCGAAGAUGUCAUUGACGGCCUCUGCAAGGACACAGACGUUUCGAACGACAACUUGGUCCGCCGGCUGACUUCCCUGGUCAAGUCUGGCGCUUUCGGCAAGACGCUGCAGGGCGUCUACGAGGCUGAGGAGAGGGCGCAGGACGAGGCAGAGGAGGCGCAGCGAGUCCGUGAAGCGGCGGACGGCUUCAAUCCGCGCGACCUCGCCAGUGCGCUGCGGAAAGCGACCGCCGAUCCGGCGGCGCGCAAAGUCGCACAGGCGAUCAUGUCCGCUGGGAAUGCGCCCACGCCGGCGGGCGAGGGCCCGCAGAGUGCCUCUGCCGCCGCCGAGGGCGGCGGAGCCCAGAGGUCUGACGCCUCUGCUGAGAGCCGCAGAGACGCGGAGGACCAACGCCUGCGAGAGGCCUCGAAUAACUUUUCUCGUGAGGCGCCGGAGAAGGGCGCCGAGAGCAUCAAGAGCGAGGGCGACCUCUUCGACAUCAUACGGGGCAGCACCAAGCAAUACCUUGAGCAAUUGAAUAUGAAACCGGUGCCUCCCGGCCAGAGUCGACUCGACGACAAGACCGUGAUUCACUGGAAAGAAGAAACGGAUAUUCUCCAGGUGUGGAUUCCUCUGCCGCCAGAUUACAUCCGUGAGAGCAUCAGCGUGUCCACGGCGCGGGCGCGACUUCGAGUCUCGUGUCGCGUGAGAGGAACGACGCAAGGAGUGGGGCAGCCGACGGAAGAUGACGUCGUUAUCGUAGAUCGUCAGAUGAAGGGUUAUAUGGUGAGCGCCGAUACCCACUGGACGAUCGCGUCGUAUCCGCUUAAGCCCCGAACGGGGGAGGCAACCGCGGCAGAGACGCAGCAGCAUUUUUUGCACGCCGUAGGGCCCAAACGAGGAGACUCACGCAGAAUAUGGGGCGAUCUGUUCGGUGAGCCGCCCAGCAGGGAGGAAUGGAUGCUUCACAACGAUGAGAGAUUCACGGAGCUCGACGGCACGAAGCCUCCGCCCCCUCACGUCCUGAAGCACGUUCCCGAGCUGGAGCAACCCGAGGUCAAGCAAUUUAUCGAGGCGUUCCACAAGAUGGGGGAAGAGGCGGACGAUUCGAAGGAAUAG
Molecule: messenger RNA, 2289 nt
Organism: Besnoitia besnoiti
Lineage: Eukaryota; Apicomplexa; Conoidasida; Eucoccidiorida; Sarcocystidae
Exons: 7
Coding region: 1-2289 (762 amino acids)
Source: RefSeq, a predicted model, not a curated record